AUGCGAUUUGGAAUUCGUGGGGCAUUUUGUCUGCGUUAUGUGGGACCUUUUGAAAUUCUGGAAAGAGUUGGAGCUGUAGCUUAUAGAUUGGCAUCUGCACCAUCACUAUCUAGAGUUUAUAAUGUAUUCCAUGUUUUCAUGUUAAGAAAGUAUGCUCCAGAUGCCGGCCAUAUGGUAGAAAUGGCUCCUUUGUGGCUUAGAGAGGACUUGUCAUAUGAUGAGCGUAUUGUUGAUAGAAAGGAACAAGUAUUAAGAAGCUGCGCAAUUCCUUAUGUCAAGAUCCAGUGGAGUAAUCACUCAGAACGUGAGGCAACUUGGGAACUAGAGGACAAGAUGAAGGAAAAAUAUCCAAACCUAUUUUGA
Molecule: messenger RNA, 363 nt
Organism: Phoenix dactylifera (date palm)
Lineage: Eukaryota; Viridiplantae; Streptophyta; Magnoliopsida; Arecales; Arecaceae
Source: RefSeq, a predicted model, not a curated record